AUGGGAAUUGAGGAUGACGAUUGCAUGGUGAAGAUGUGCAAAUGGCAGAUUCAUGUUCACGUAGGUUUAUUUUAAUAACAGUUUUUGAAGGUUUCAUUUGGCGAAUAACUUUUUGUACUUUUAAUGAACUUUUGAGGUUGUUUUAGUUUUAUAGUUAGUAGUUUUAUCUUGUGAUGCAAAGUGAGUGUUCUUUCAUGCAAAGAGAAUGUUGUUGUAGCUUUUAUAAUAAAUACUCUUUAAAAGUACAUCUUGUAAUAUCAUUUUUAUAAUUCUUAAAUUAUAAUAAGGUUUUCAGAAGGCUGCCUUUGUUCUGGGCUUUGUUUACAUUGUAUUAGGCUUCUUUGUUGGCGUUUCGGUACUACAAACUCAAGAUUACAUUGCAUUAAUCGAUUGUUUACUAUAUGUUGGAUCUGGUGGACUGUUGCUGCACGGUAAUACUCAAGGAAAGCCAAAGUUUUAUUGGCCGCUGAUGAUCUUCAAUGUAAGUGUUAUUUUUAUGUUUUAUUUUAAUAUAAAGUCGGGGGUUUGGCUGGGGUAGUGCUAAAACUCAAAGUUAAGGGGCAAGAAAAUAUUAUCGUUUUUAAGAAAACUAAUAUUAUAGAUAGUAUAAACAUAUUCUUGCAGGGAAUGCACGUUUUUGUCAGUUUUGUCUACUUCCUCUACGUCUUUGCGGUACUAAUUGGAGUAGCAGCCCCAUCUCAACCAUUCGAUGAAAUUGGCGAUAUUGGAGCUCUAAUUGGUUACAGUACUGGCGAACGUGUUGGAAUUGCAGCUGGAGAGUUGAUUAUGUGUUUGAUGUUGUCUUGGUUCGGAUACGUUGUGUACAGGGGAUACAAGUACCUGGUGAACGGUGGAUUACCCUUCUAA
Molecule: messenger RNA, 867 nt
Organism: Bursaphelenchus okinawaensis
Lineage: Eukaryota; Metazoa; Nematoda; Chromadorea; Rhabditida; Aphelenchoididae
Source: the annotation of a GenBank genome assembly